Molecule: messenger RNA, 2999 nt
Organism: Camelus dromedarius (Arabian camel)
Lineage: Eukaryota; Metazoa; Chordata; Mammalia; Artiodactyla; Camelidae
Gene: ATP6V1E2
Product: ATPase H+ transporting V1 subunit E2
Exons: 4
Coding region: 2143-2820 (225 amino acids)
Biological process (GO): proton transmembrane transport
Cellular component (GO): proton-transporting two-sector ATPase complex, catalytic domain
Molecular function (GO): proton-transporting ATPase activity, rotational mechanism
Source: RefSeq, a predicted model, not a curated record
CUCGCGAAAGUACCCGCAGCACCCAGAAACGUCCAAAGGCCCCGAUGAUGGGAGAAGACGUGGAGGCCUCUUGGGGAACCACGACGACUCCAGCGAUGACGCAAUAGUCAUGCAAAAUUAUACAUAUAUAUUUAAACUCCACCCGGAAGGCAGGAUCCAUCCUAUCGGCCUCUAAGUGCGCAAUAUAACUAGAGAUAGGGAAGGAAGAAAGGCCCAGAGAGUUCAAAAAAAAUUUUUUUUGAGGCGCGCCGGGUGAUGGGGGAGGAGUGGUGAUGGGUCCCUGAGCUGGAAAGUAGGGGCUCCUGGCUUAUUGCUUGGUCUCCCCUCCCACCACCACCAACCCAUACCGUUCACAGCAGAGCUUGACUCAUUUACUGUGAAACUGGUGACUAAGGGAGUUAGUUACAGCUUCAUGAACUACUGCCGCACCCCCCAACCAGCCAGAAAAGGGAGACUGUCUCUUCUGGAUGCGGCAGGUGUACCUAUGCUCCCCCUAGAGGCGACAUUCCCUGAGGCCCCCUUGCAGUCCCAGUGUCCCUCGAAGGUGUUAGGUUGUGAUCUCUGAGGAGUGACUGGCCUGAAAUCCAGGCGACAACCCCUGCCCUCCUGCCUGGGCAAAGCUUGGAAACACCCGUCUGGCCAGGUCCCAAUCACUGGCCAACAGUGCUGCUUCUAAGGAGAUAAAUUGCUUCCUUUCAUCGAUUCACAGGAGCAGAAGAUGCUGUGUUGAGAGGCACCACAGAGGUCAACCGGACCAUCUCCCUGAGAUCUCCCUGAGGUUCCCCACCCUGCAGCUGCCUUCCAGCCUCAGCACCGAUAAACUGAUUGGAAGUGGAAGUGCACCAAAGAAGCAGGAGAACUCAGGACUGCAGAUUCUGGGACGGUGUGCCAGGCUGCGAGAUGACUCCAUCCCACUCCCCAGCUCAAGAGCCCUGGAAUCCCCAGACUUCACCCACCAUCACCAAGGAUGUGGCUGGCCACCUGAGACCAUGGGUGAAUGCGCCAGGAAGUGUUGGGAGGUUCCCAAACUCCAUGCAGGGCCACUAAGUUUAACACGAGGCAGCAAGACUAGGAUGUGUUUCUACUUACUUUAGGGAGUGGAAAUCAAAUCAGUCGAAGUACUCUGUACACACAAAGAGUGACUGUGAUGAAGAAUGAGGCUUAAAGCGGAGGAGAGGAGCUGUAAUAGGAGGAAGAGGAGGAGGAGGAGGAAUGCUGCUGCUGCAUGAAGACUGACUUUGUGCUUAGCAUUAUGCUAACCAUUCACUUCUGUCAUUUAAGCCUCACAAUAAUCCUAUGAUGUGGAUGCUAUUGUUUCCAUUAUACAGAUGAAGAAACUGAGGCCUUGAGGAGUGAACUGCUUUCCUAACGUUAUACAAAUGCUAAGUGCAGAACUGGGAUCUGAAUUCCAGCAGUCUUACUCUAGAACCGAGACUGUGGAAGCUGGAGAGGCCUACCUAAGCCUUAUCUGGGCUUGGAUAGGAUGUCGUCCGUCACCGACUGGAGCACGCCAGCCCAGGUGGCCGAUGUCACACUCAUAAAGACCACCUGGCAAAUUUUCCUUGCUCUGGUUUCUCAUGAAACAACCUUUGGAUUUGGCUUCCCAUGUGAUUCACAUACAAGGAAAGAAGGCCGUGACCUGCCAACAUGACAGCUGUAUUUUUCAUCAGUAAGUUAAUAAACUGGCUGCCUGGGUUCACACACGUAUUUGUGUCUGAUGGCUUGGUUAAUGUGAGCCCACCCCAGAGCUGAAGCCCACUGUGUGCCAACUGAAUUGAGAUUCUGGACAUGCAAGAGUAGCCCCCAGCCGAGGCCUGUGUGCCAAGGAAAUUCCUCUUGGCCUCCUCUGGGUCAGCUUGGCUUGCCUUCCUCAGUGACAGCCUGGCUCUUUGGAUUCAAGCUGCCUGGUCAGACUGCGAGGGUCGUCUGCAGAAAGAAGGAAGCCACAGUGCCAGGUUCCAGUGCGCGUUCCAAGUUCCACAUUCUGUGUACAGACGCCUGGCGCCAGAGCAGAGAGGCUGGCUCUUGGCAGGGGACUGCUCAGAAAGUGGAACUGUGGAGACACUCCUGAAACUCUGCCCUAAGUCAAAGGAACCAGAGGGUCCACCAGUUCUCCCCCCGCCUCCCUUUCCAAGGGCAGCCAUGGCCCUGAGUGAUGUCGAUGUGCAGAAGCAGAUUAAGCACAUGAUGGCUUUCAUUGAGCAGGAAGCCAAUGAGAAGGCAGAAGAAAUAGAUGCCAAGGCUGAGGAAGAAUUCAACAUCGAGAAAGGACGCCUUGUGCAAACCCAGCGACUCAAGAUUAUGGAGUAUUAUGAGAAGAAAGAGAAGCAGAUAGAGCAGCAGAAGAAAAUCCAGAUGUCUACCAUGAGGAACCAGGCAAGGCUGAAAGUCCUAAGAGCCCGAGAUGACCUUAUCUCAGAGUUGCUGAAUGAUGCAAAGCUGAGACUCAGCAGGAUUGUGGCAGAUCCAAAAGUCUACCAGGGGCUGCUGGAUAAACUGGUGCUCCAAGGUCUGCUCCGACUGCUGGAGCCCGUGGUGAUUGUGCGCUGCAGGCCACAGGACCUCCUCUUGGUGGAGGCUGCAGUGCAAAAAGCCAUCCCCCAAUACACGGCAGUUUCCCACAAAUGUGUGGAAGUCCAAGUUGACCAAGUGCAACUGGCCACAAAUGCAGCUGGAGGUGUGGAGAUCUACAGUGGCGAUCAGAGAAUAAAGGUCUCUAAUACUCUAGAAAGUCGCCUGGAUCUUUUAUCCCAACAAAAGAUGCCAGAAAUACGAAAGGCCUUGUUUGGAGCCAAUGCUAACAGGAAGUUUUUUAUAUAAAGCUCUGAGAAAUAAUGUUUAUGUUGAACUGCUAAACCAUAAAAGCAUAAGUUAUUAAGGCAAAGGAAACUAGUAAUAUUUCUAACUCUUUUUUGCUCUGGUAUUAGUGUGUCCUCAUGAAAUACCCUUUGACUAGCUAAAGGCACUAUACUUUGGAAUAAAGCCUGGCUUAUUACUUA